This is a messenger RNA of Meloidogyne enterolobii, 750 nucleotides long. The record is from the annotation of a GenBank genome assembly. Lineage: Eukaryota; Metazoa; Nematoda; Chromadorea; Rhabditida; Meloidogynidae.
AUGGGGCAUGGGCUUCUAGUGGAGCCGGGCUUCUAUUGGAACAUUUACGGUAUAUUUUAUUUAAAAAAAUAUUUUUUUCAAAAUUUAGGAUCCCCCCAAAUUAAUUGUGAAAAAGAUUUUGUACAUUUUAAGGUUAAAACCAAAAAGCCUUUUAUUGGAAGGGUUUAUGUUAAAGGAGAAUUUGAUAAUCCUAAAUGUUUAAAAAGGAGUACCUUAAAUGAAGAGAAAAAUAUAAAUUCCGAAACAAUAAAAGAAGAGAAUAGCCCUGUGGGGGAUAAAGCAACAGAAGAGGAAUUGGAAGAUGAUUACAAUGAAGAAACACUACAACAAAUAUUAAAAGAAUUACAAAAAAGAAAACAACACCAAAAUUCCCCCCAAUUUCCAAUCCCCUCAAAUUUCCCUUCAGCUAGUUCAGCAGAACAGUUGAAGAGAUGGAGAAGCUUUUUGACUGGAAAGCCGGGGUUGGAUGGACAAUUUUUUAGAAGAUAUGGAAGUAAAUUAAGUCCGGAUGUUAAUGGAGAGUGUCCUUUGAUUUGCCCUCCCUGUGAAGACUCUCCUCCCUCUCCCCCUCCCCCUCCUCCCAACAAACAAAAAAUUGGAGAAACAACAAAUAAUAAUCAAAAAUUAGUUUUAUUAAAGAAACGAAGAAGUCUUUUAAAAGAUGUUGAUGAUAAUAAAAAUUAUGCAGAAUUAUGGGUUCCUAUUGGAGAGUGUAAUACUCGAAGGGAUAGAAUUGUUAGUGUAUUUUAA